Messenger RNA from Fusarium odoratissimum NRRL 54006, 2681 nucleotides. RefSeq lists its product as uncharacterized. The coding region runs from base 1715 to 2542 and encodes 275 amino acids. NCBI's taxonomy places the organism in Eukaryota, Fungi, Ascomycota, Sordariomycetes, Hypocreales, Nectriaceae. Gene Ontology annotation, cellular component: endomembrane system. The record is from RefSeq and is a predicted model, not a curated record. Gene Ontology annotation, biological process: vacuolar proton-transporting V-type ATPase complex assembly. The transcript has 2 exons.
CAAAGAGUGAAUGCAGCCAACUUACCCUUUGUACGUCACCCUCCUGGGCAAACUUGCGGCCAACGAGGGCUCCGAGUUCCGGCAUCUGCUUCCAAGCAAAUAGCAGUGGUGCCGUCGCGAGUCCCAGCUCCAAAUCUGCCCCCGCAGGCUUACCCAGAUCCGAUCCGCUCUGUGUAUAAUCCAAAAGGUCGUCUACCAACUGGAAAGCCAAUCCCAGGUUUCGUCCAUACGAGUAAGCUGCAUCGACUGUCACAGCAUCCGUGUUACCCAGCAAAGCGGCAGCUCGGCAAGACUUUGAGAUAAGCGAUGCAGUCUUGAGGUACGUCUUUUGCAGGUAGUAUGUGACAGUCUCCUCCGACCACUUGGGAUUCCUCUCGUCCCGCUCCGUGUUCUUAAGCUGCAUGAACUCGCCCUCCACGAGGUUAGCAAUAACAGUAGCCAGCAGCUCGACAACCUCUGGGUUUCGAAGACGAGCCAGCGCAACAGAUGCCCUGCCUAGCAAGAAAUCACCAGCCAGAACAGCCAUCUUGUUGCCAAACUCCAAAUUUGCCGAGGGCGAACCACGUCGAGAAAUAGAGUGAUCGAUAACGUCGUCGUGAAGGAGAGAAGCCGUGUGGAUCAGCUCCGUGAUUUCGGCAAGCCGUCGCUGGCUGGGAAGAAUAUCGGAGUUUGCAUCGGGGACUUCUUGUUCGAGAGAUGAUAGAGGCUGAGCAGAGGGGUUCACAUCGGCGAGGAUCUGAGCUGGCGAUAUCGAAGUGUCGACGCCACGGUGAGUAACUAUAGGAGCCGUAGGAGGAGUCUUUGGGCAGAGAUAUGUAGCUCUGCUCAUGAGGAGAACGAUCAAUGGUCUGACAUGCUUGCCCUCAGCCUGGGUAUAAUAUUUGGCAGCACGGUCAAGCGAAGGAUGACCAGAACCGAGGAGUUUUCGAAUGUUGCCCGUGAGGAACUUCAUCUCUUUGGCGACAGUCCGCAGAGGAUCGACAUGCAUUGCAUCCUUGGAAGCCUUCUUAACGACAUUGCUUACAACGUUGGAAGCGACUUGAACAGCCGCACCCCAGGCUGAGUCCCUUCGAGGACUAGUAUGCAACGAAGCGCUGUGUAUCCUCGAGGGAGAUCGACUGACGGUCAAUUGUCUGCACAGAGCGCAAGCCGGAGCAGCAGCGCUUGUCCUCGUCCACAAGGCCUGUCUGUUCAUAGUGCCGCGCACCACCGAGGCCCCCGGACGGAGCAUCGUAGCGGACCUUUAUGGAUAAUUCCCAGACGGUGAAUAAAUCGAGUGUUAUAACGGCAUUCGUUUAAUUAUAUCGUCUUGUCCGGGACGUUCGUAGGCGGUGGUAGUUCGAGAUCGUCAAUGGCGAGGGAAAUUUUGUUCGAUGGCUGCUGGAUUCUCGAUUGAUCCGAUUCUCUAAACUUUUCCAGCUCUAGCUGUGUUCUGCUAAGCCGGGGGGUUUGCGGGUCCGUUCGGCGGGCAGCCGAUAACAGGCCGUCAAGAGACGGAAUGUGAUUGGACGGACUGGGUAUGGGGCCGUUGAGCUAAGCGUCAGCGGAUGAAUCGCUACGGAACUGGCCUGGAAAUAGAUGCCUGUUGAUCAAGCUUUGGCCUUUGAUACGUUUCAAUUAAGCAUCAACGACAGCUCACCACGACUUUACCACUAUUGAGCUUGUACCGGUUGUUUGAACACGAUAACUUGCAUAAGAAGUGCUACAGAACAACAUGGUGCUACUCACAAUGACGUCCUCUAUUCUGGAGGCGUUGUCGAUUGUCGAAGCUACAGAAACACCACAAAUCGAAGAUCAUGACGGAACAGAGGAACAAGAAUCACAACAACCCACCAAAGAACCUACUUUAGACGACCCGAAACUUGGAAAUCCCAUAUCGCAUGGCCAAAUAGUUGAUCUGUGGAAGCAACUGAAAGCUCAAGGCAACUCAUACUUCACCCUCGAACAACUUCUUCGCGGCGCAUCAGUCUACAUCCCUCCUCCGCCUCCCAAACCCGAACCCUCCCCCGAAUACAAAGCUCUAAUGGCCCGUCUCCGCCGCGAAGAAGAAGCCCGCACCUACGAACGAAUGAUAAACCCACCUCCCCAACACGAAACCUUCAAAGACCACUUCCCCUCCAGCGCCGCCGCCUUCGCCGCCGCAAAUCGACCAACAUCCUCCGCAGACCUCGGCGACGACGACAUGGCGAUGGAAGAAGUGCACAAGCAAGUCACGCUGAUCAUCAACUUCCUCGUCAGUAUCGCCGGCGUCGCAGGAACAUUAUGGGUUACAGCUCGGUGGUGGAGUUUGCCGGCACGGAUGUUUCUGACGAUGGGAGGGAGUAUUCUUGUUGCUAUUGCGGAGGUUGUGGUGUAUAAUGCGUAUAUUUGGAAGAUGGACCAGGGGAGGAAGAAGCAUGGGAAAGUUAAGGAGGUUAGGGAGGUAGUUGAGAGUUGGGUACUAGGGAAGGAUGAGGAUGAGAAGAGUGUUUUGAUCAAGGAGAAGGAUAGAACGGAAGAUGGAGUGAGGAAACGAAAGACAGAAGCGAAGGUCGAGACAUGAUCCAAGCAUAUACCGUAAUAUCAUAAUAUUUAAUUGGAAGAGAAUGAGGACACCAGCUUCACACCUGGCAAUGCGAUAUUCGCUUCACAUCGAUAUCGAGGCUUCUUCACAGCAAUUGACAAAUUCGAUAUGGCCAUAA